Molecule: messenger RNA, 1015 nt
Organism: Paramuricea clavata
Lineage: Eukaryota; Metazoa; Cnidaria; Anthozoa; Malacalcyonacea; Plexauridae
Source: the annotation of a GenBank genome assembly
AUGGGUAAAAUGGCAGACCUGUUCGAAAUAUUAAUAGCUGAAAAAGCUAACAAGCCUUUACAAGGCGAACGCCCAACGGGCAAGAAACGAACGGCAGCCGAGCGUGAAGACGACGCUGCCGGCGGGGACGAAUCAGAAUCAGAAACAUCGUCCUUCAGGUCUAGAGGCAAGCGACAACGUCGCGAACAGUCUCCUGAUGCCAUAAGCAUUCAUGCUGGCGAAAGCGAGGAUGACUUAGCACAGCUUUUGGGAAGCUCUGAAAAAGAGCGGGAAAAUGAACCUGACACCGAAGCCGAACAUCUCUUAAAUGAUCUUGCGAAACGCCUAUCGGACGAUGAAUCCACAGGUCCAAACAUAUCGCAAAAAUUAGCUGAUAUAGCAUUAAAACGUUGGGGUAAACAACUCAACCCUGAAAAAUUGAAGAGUAUACUAGAGAAAUAUACUCGUCCUGAAAACUGUCCGGGUAUGACAUGCAAAAAAGUCAACCCGGAAAUAUGGCAGUUGUUGGGUUCAAAGAGCAAGAGAACAGAUAUUCAACUGUAUAAUUUACAGCAAUCAGUUCUCAAAGCAACAUUUGCAGCUUUACAAACAACAAAUAUGUUAAUGGAAACUCCUGACAGGGAUAACUCCCAGUUGUUGGCAAGCUUAGUAGAUACUGUAGCCAUUUUAGCACAUACCCACACUAACUUGUCUCUGGUCAGGAAAGAACAAAUAAAGCCUGCCCUUAAACAGGAAUACUCGGCAAUAUGUUCACUGGAAGACCAGCCAAACAGUAAACUGCUGUUUGGAAAUGAUUUAGCAAAAAAUUUAAAGGAUGCCAAAGAGGCUAGUUCCCUCAGUUCUUCUAUGAAAAGUUAUCCCCCCAAGCAGUACAAUUACUCUGCAAACAAAAAACCUGCCUUGAAAAAUAAGCAGGAUUUUUGGCAGGGCCAGCGCAAGAACAAUCAAAAGAAAAAACCCUGGAGGGGGGACGAGAGAAGAAGUGACAGAACUUCUCAAACAAAUCCGAAACUCG